Molecule: messenger RNA, 1838 nt
Organism: Phoenix dactylifera (date palm)
Lineage: Eukaryota; Viridiplantae; Streptophyta; Magnoliopsida; Arecales; Arecaceae
Source: RefSeq, a predicted model, not a curated record
GCUUCUUUCAAGAAGCGCGCCCCUCCACCCCUCGCAGGGGAAAACAAAAGAUAGCCCUUCUUUUUCUUCCUCCCGCCGAUCUCCCUCUCCACGAAUCGAAGACCAAAAGAUGGGGAAAAAAUCCAAGGAUUCGAGCCAGAAAUUCUCCGACGCCGUCAAAUCCCUCUUCGCCGCCGACAACCCCUUCCGCCGCAAAGCGAAGCCCGCAUCCCCCGCCGCCCUGCCGCCCAGCAGCUAGGGUUAGGGUGGGAUUCGGCCACCGGCGAAGACGAAAACCCUAGCAAUGGCGGCGCCGACGCCGGAGAUGUGAGGAAGAGAAAGAGGGAGAGGGGCGAAGCUCCAAACCCUAGCUCGGCCUCCGUCUCGAUCUCCAAGAAACGGAAGAAGCUCGAGGACGAUGGCGAGGAGGGUAGCGCGAAGAAGAAGAGGAAGAAGAGGAAGAGGGACGAGAUAGAGGAGGAGUACGAGAAGAGGACGUAUGGCGUGGUCGAGAAGAUGUCGGAGGAGGAGGGAGAGAAGGGCUGGGUGGUUGCCGUCGGGGAGAAGAGGAAAGCAGACGAUGUCUCGUCGGAGAUGGUGAUCUCGAAUGAGUCCUUUGAUGAUGAGAGCAAGCUCAUGAGGACGGUAUUCGUUGGAAACUUGCCGGUGAAGACGAAGAGGAAGACAUUAUUGAAGGAAUUCGAGAGGCUUGGGGAGGUCGAGUCGGUCAGGAUAAGAUCGGUGCCUAUCGUUGAUAGUAAGGUUCCGAGAAAGGCAGCCGUUAUUAAGGGGAAAAUCAAUGACACUGUUGAUAGUGUUCAUGCUUACAUUGUUUUCAAAGACGAGCAAUCAGCACAUGCUGCUCUGUCUCACAAUAUGGCACAGGUGUUUUGAGGAAACCACAUCCGUGUUGAUAUGCAUGCCACCUCGUAAGAAACUGAGAGUAACCCACUUUAUGACAGAAAGAAGACUGUUUUGUGGUAACUGCCUUUUGAUGUGAAGGAUGAAGAACUUUACCAAUUUUUUGGGGUUAGCCCAUCUGAAGCCACUGUUGAAGCUGUACUUGUCAGAGAUCCUCAUACGAGCAUGGGAAAGGGUAUUGCUUACGUCCUGUUUAAGACAAGGGAUGCUGCCAACUCCAUUGUUAAGAAAAGAGACUUGAUGAUUAGGGAUCGUGUUCUGCGGGUCAGCCACAAGUCAUCAGAUGCUACACCAUCAAAGAGGAAGGACCCAGGGACAAAGAUGGAUUUCCCACAAAAAAGUUGUCAGUUUCCGACGAUGAAAAUUUUUGACAAAGUGGCAACCCAAGUCAAGGCAGCUUCUCUCUCCUACCAAGGCCUACGAUCGAGCAAAUCUGGUGUUGUGAAGAAAUCCAGACCAUCCCUACAUACUUCUAGCCAUGGGAAUCAGGAAACUAAGAGCAGGAUGGCAGAUCAGAAUCAUAAAGUUAAGAGGCCUGCUGUUGCUGCCAGGAAGGCAAAGCAACUCUUGAAGAAACGCAAGCAGGAGAGUGGAACUCCAGAAAAUACUCAUCAAAAUAAGAAGGCAAGAAGAUAUUGAGGCAGGUUUUUAGAUCGCUGUAUUGUAACAUGCAGCUUUAGUGCCGCAUUGUCAGAUCCAUUGUUUAAGCCAGCUGCUGAUAACUUGACGAGCGGUAAAAAAUAUUCCCCAGUUCUGAUAUUUAAGCAAAGCAUGAAUCUAGCAGUAAAAAUGUUCCCCAAGUUUCUAUCGAACUGUUCCCACUUCUAAUGUUAAGUGGAAGGAUGUUUUUAACCUCUGUAGUAUUUCUGUUGAUGUUACCAUGAAAUCACGCCCAUUUUAAAAAAAAAGGGUAAAAGGAUGAAUCUCCUUAUUAUAUC